UCUCUCAUUAACUCAAUCUUUAAUUCUUCUUUUCCCGGAAUCUUCUCUUUCUAACUCAAACUUAUCUGCAAAAAUCAAUAACACGAAACUGAUAAAUUAACGCUAUAUCACUCUACGAAUUCCAAAUACUCGGACCUUGUCAGCUUCGUGAUUUACGUUAUACUUUUCCAUGAUUUGCUUUUACUUUCUCUUUUCAAUUUCGUAAACUGGGUUCUGCUUUUCCCCUCAAAAGUUUCAUUCUUUUGUUUGUUUGUUUAGUUUCGAGAUUUGAUUGUAUUAUUGAAUUUCCCCUUCAGUGUUCUUCACUGAUUAUGAAUACUCUGGUCCAAAUCUUUCAGAACCGUUUCAGAGUGUUUUUUUUUCCUCGUCAGGAGCAAGGAGUAAAUGGAGCUUGACAGGUUAAAUUCUCCAAGCACUUGUGCAAUUAACCUUGAAGUUUUGGGCUAUCAACUACAGUUUGCUCAGGAUCCCAAUUCUAAGCAUUUAGGAACUACAGUUUGGGAUGCAUCACUAGUGCUCGCCAAAUUUCUGGAAAAGAAUUGCAGAAAGGGAAGAUUUAGCCCGUCUAAACUUAAGGGAAAACGUGUUAUUGAACUUGGAGCAGGCUGUGGAGUAGCUGGAUUUGGCAUGGCAUUGUUGGGAUGUGACGUUAUAACAACAGACCAAGUUGAAGUUUUGCCAUUGCUAAUGAGAAAUGUUGAGCGUAAUACUUCAAGAAUCAUGCAGAUGAGUUCUGAUUCAGAGUCAUUUGGAUCAAUCCAUGUUGCCGAGUUAAGCUGGGGAAAUGAGGAUCAUAUAAAAACAGUUGGUCCACCAUUUGACUACAUUAUUGGUACUGAUGUUGUUUAUGCAGAGCAUCUCUUGGAACCACUUCUGCUGACAAUACUGGCAUUAUCAGGCCCGAAAACCCAAAUCAUGUUGGGGUAUGAGAUCCGUUCCACUAGCGUCCAUGAGAAAAUGCUUGAUAUGUGGAAACGACACUUCGAGGUGAAAAUUAUCCCCAAAUCCAAGAUGGAUGCUACAUACCAGCAUCCAAGUAUUCAACUUUUCAACAUGGUAUUAAAAUCUACAGCAAGGAGCUUAGAAACUAUGACUUUAGGGCUUGAUCAUCAAAUUGAUCAAUGUGAAGCAAAAGAAAAAAUGCCAGCUACGGGUGAAAAUAGUGGAAGUAGUAAUCUGGUGACUAAAGAGGAUGAUGUUGGUAGUCGUUUGAGUGAAGAUAGUAUUUUAAGAAAACUAAGAGAUGGAAAGCUUGGUGAUUGGGAAGCAAGAAGAUAUGGCUCGAUAGCUGCUCGGCUUCUCAGAGAUAUUAAGAUAACUUAAUUAUUCAGCUCCAGAAAUGCAGAAAUGCCCUUGUUAUGCCGGUUUUGUUGAAUUGGAUGCUCUUAUGCAUCAUUUUUGGAAAUGUUCAGCUCAAAGGAGCAUAUUGCAUAUUAUGAUUCAGCCUUCACUGCCAGGUCGACAUGCCAUUAACAAUGACAGUCCCCAUGAGCACUCUCCAUGAUCAAGAGAUAAGGGAUCAGGGGAACAAACCCAUGUUUGGAGAACUAUAAUUUGCGUACAUUCUUCUUCUAAUCAUUUAUAGUGCGUAAGCAAAAGUUUUCUUCUUUAUAUGUUGACCUUGAUUGUUUAACAAGUCCAUUUAGGUUUAGAUUUCAUGCAUGAUCCAGUCUAUCAAUGUAUAUCAGGCCUGGUUUUCUUGA
Carica papaya (papaya) is the source of this 1703-nucleotide messenger RNA. Its product is annotated as S-adenosyl-L-methionine-dependent methyltransferases superfamily protein. The record is from RefSeq and is a predicted model, not a curated record. NCBI's taxonomy places the organism in Eukaryota, Viridiplantae, Streptophyta, Magnoliopsida, Brassicales, Caricaceae.